Molecule: messenger RNA, 2691 nt
Organism: Caenorhabditis angaria
Lineage: Eukaryota; Metazoa; Nematoda; Chromadorea; Rhabditida; Rhabditidae
Source: the annotation of a GenBank genome assembly
AUGUCGGAAGCGGAAAGCAUUUGCGGAUUUCCCGCGUAUCCGGAAUUCCGCUUGGGUUCGCCCAGAUUCCCGCAAGACACUUUUUUGGGCCGAUAUCUGCACUAUUUGGAUGUGAUUGAUCCGAGAACACUUUUUGCGUCGGAGGUGGGUGAAAAUUUGAAUUUUUGAUUUGAAAUCGGUCACGCGUUGCGUGAGCGCGGCGCGUGUUUGUUCGAUAGAGCGCUGUUGUUUCUGCGUCUCUACACGCUCUCUAACCGAGCUAAACAACCGCAAUCUUCCGCCCUCUGCAUCUCUAACCUUCUAGCUGUCUGAUUUCUCUCAUCUCUACACACCAUCAUUUUUUGCCCGCCAAAAAUACGUUUUAAAAUUAUCACAAAAAAUAUUUUUGCAGAAACGUCUCUCAGAUUCUGUCGCUCUUUUAUCCGCCUAUCAAUCCAACAAAUCUCUUUCCAAAAACAUCACAAACAAAGAUUUAUGGGAAGCUCAAAAACUCAAAACCGCAAUUCUUCAUCCGGACACCGGAGAGAAAGUAUUGGCACCUUUCCGCAUGUCCGGAUAUGUUCCGUUUGGUUGGAUUACUGUAACCGGAAUGUUGUUGCCGAAUCCAUCGUGGCCUACACUGAUAUUUUGGCAAUGGAUGAAUCAAUCGCACAAUGCUUGUGUGAAUUAUGCAAACAGAAAUGCGACUCAACCACAACCUUUGUCCAAAUAUUUGGGAGCUUAUGGAGCUGCGGUUGGAGCCGCUUGUUCGAUUUCUGCUGGAUUGACGUAUUUGAUUAAGAAGAGCUCGAAAUUGCCACCGACUACUAGUUUGAUUGUUCAGGUUAGGGAAUUUUUCGUAGAUUAAACAUUUUUCAUGGAGGUCUUUAGGCGUGAAAUUCGAAAAUUCAAAUUUCCCGCUUAAUUUUUCAAGGCGCGAAAUUUGAAAAAUUUAAAUUUCCCGCCUAAUUUUUCAAGGCGGAAAUUUGAAAAAUUCAAAUUUUUCAUUUUUUUUGGUGAAACAGGGAUUUUUAGGAGAAAAAUCAUUUUAGCUAGAUUAAUUCUGGAAAAAAUUGGAUCCGGGAUUUUUUCAAAAAAAAAAGAUUUGCAAAAUGUUUGGCCAAUUAUAAAUUAAUUAAAAAAAGUCAAUCAUAAAUAUUUAAUGAACAUAUUUUGAAACAGUGAAUUUUUGUGGACCAAAAAUAAUUCAAUUUUUGUUCCUCACGUGAUUUCUCUUCUGUUUUUCAUUUUUUUUUGUUAUCAAGAAAAUAAUAAUCAAAUUUCACAAAUUCAAUUUUCCAAAUUUCUCUAAUCAAAUCGUAUUUCAAUUCCCAUAAAAUCCAAAUAAAAUUUCUCCCAAAACAAACCAAAAAUGUUAAUCAAAAAUCUGAUUUUUCCAAUUUUCUUAAUUCUGAUUUCUGUCGGAACUUCGGAACAAUUCAAAUUCUGCACCAAAACUCUGAAUUGUCCAACUGGAGAAAGAUGUUCGUAUCGGAAAUGUGUAAAUGCUUGAAAUUUGAAUUUUUGCAAUGAAAAUGAAAAUCAGUUACUGUUUUUUGUGGCAUGAUUUUUGAGAAACAAAAAUUUAAAUUUUUAAAUUUCGCGCUACAAAAAUUUGGCCUACACAAAAAAAAGUCUACAGUAUUUUUCUCGAAUAAAACAGCGAUCGAAUCAAUCCAAACAAGUGAAUUACAAAUUCAUUAAAUUUUUGAAACAGUGAAUUUUUUUCUUUGAAAAAAUGAGAAUUUCUCCCAAUUUUUCCAGCGCUUCGUUCCACUUCCUGCAACUUCUCUAGCUUCAUCUCUAAAUGUGAUUUGUAUGCGAUACAAUGAGCUUCAAACCGGAAUCGAAGUUUAUGAAAAAGAAACUGGAAAAGUGAUUGGAGUCUCGAAAAUUGCAGCAAAACAAGCGGUGACUGAUACAACUUUGGUUCGAGCAUUUUUGCCGGUUCCACUGCUUUUAUUGCCUCCAUGUAUUAUGCCGUUUUUUGAGAGGUAAGCAGAGUUUUAAUUCAUCAGCCAACUAUUAUUCAAAAUUCUCAAAAUAUUUUUCUGAAACAGUAUUUUUUUUGGAAUUUUCUAUUGAAGAUAGAGCUCAAGACUAGCUUCCAAAAUACAAAAAUUAAAUUUACAAACAAUUUUUGAAACAGUGAAUUUUUAUCAUGUUGGCAAAUGUUUUUUUUUAAUUAAAAAAAUCUUGAAAUUAUUUUUAAAAGUAUUUUUCUGAAACAGUAUUUUUUGGAAUUUUCUAUUGUUGAUAGAGCUCAAGACUAGCUUCCAAAAUACAAAAAUUCAAUUUACGAACAAUUUUUGAAACAGUGAAUUUUUAUAAAAAAAAUUUUUAAUUAAAAAAAAAUUGUUCCUAAAAUUAUUUUUAAAAGUUUUUUCUUGAAACAUCAAAAAAACUUUUCAAAAAUAUUGAAACAGUGGAUUUUUUUCCCAAAAAAAUAUAAUUUCCAGAUUCAAAUGGGUCACCAAAACUCAAGUCCGUCACAUUUUUGUAAACGCAGUCGUGUGUACUUUAUCCUUCGCUUUCAGUUUGCCAAUUGCUCUUGCUCUUUUCCCACAAGAAAGUGCUGUAAGUUGAAAAAUUCCGAUUUCUUGUGCUGAAAAUCUGGAAACUUCGAAUUUUCAGCUUCCAAUCGAUCAACUCGAACCAGAACUUCGUGCAAAAACCACAGCCAAAGAAUUAUAUUAUAAUAAGGGUUUAUAA